Messenger RNA from Cinara cedri, 1185 nucleotides. NCBI's taxonomy places the organism in Eukaryota, Metazoa, Arthropoda, Insecta, Hemiptera, Aphididae. The record is from the annotation of a GenBank genome assembly.
AUGCCUAAGAAUAAAAAAUCUAAAAAAGUAUUGCAAAAUGCGGGUAUUAGUAAUAGAGAUAAAGUUCGCAGUGAAAUACCUCAUUUACAUCAGGCUGCUAAAAAUAAUCAGGUAGAUAUGAUGAGGGCUCUAUUAGCAGCAGGUGCGGGUAUUGAUUCUCAAGAUCGACAAGGAGACACAGCUUUACAUUAUGCUGCUGGAUAUGGUCAUAAGGAGGCAGUCGAAUUUCUCUUAGCAGCAGGUGCAAAUGUUAAUGCUAAAAAUAUAUAUGGUGAAACUCCUUUAUAUUGUGCUUCUAAACAUUAUUAUGUGGAGGUAGCAAAGAUUCUAUUAGGCAAAGGUGCAGAUGCUAAGAUUGUAAGUAUAUACGGAUACACUCCCUUACAUUGGUGGUCUCUUAGAGGCAAUAUUGAUAUGGUAAGGGUUAUAUUAGCAGCAGGUGCAAGUGCGAAUGUUAAUGUUAUAAAUAAAUAUAAAGAAACUGCUUUACAUUGGGCUUCUAAGCAUGGUCAUAGAGGUGUAGUAAUGAUUCUGUUAGCAGCAGGAGCAGGUGCAAGUUCUUUGUUAAAGGAUGAUCGUAAAAAAACUCCUAUAAACUUAGCUAGUAGUAUUGAGAUAGAACGGAUUUUUCAGCAGGCAGAAAGUGCAUUGCAACAGAUGCAAAGUGUGAAAAUAGGUGAGAGUGGGAUAUCACCUCGUGACAUUGUGCUAGCAAGUGAGGCCAAUUUAAUACACUACGCAUAUAAUGCUGAAGUGUACCAAUGGUUGCAAAGUCAAUUUGGUUGUUAUGCCCCAUUGCAGAAAGAUUUGCAGCAAGGUCAAUUUGGUUUUUACAAUGGGUUGAUAUAUGCUCAGUAUCAAACUAUAAGAAGAAUGAAUCUAGAGCGGGAUGCUAGUGACGCAGUACGUCUUCUGGUACUUGCGGGGUGGAGAUUAGUGGAUAAAAAUUCCAAAGAAAUAGCAAUUGCUGAUUGUAGCAAUAUUGAGUUAGAAAGAUUAAUUGCUACAAAUAUUGAUGCUAUAUAUAAAGGUGGAAAAACUUCCUUAUAUUGGGCUGCUGAAAAAGGUUAUAUGGAGGUGAGAAGGUGUCUGUUAGCAAACAAUGCAGAAGUUUCUCAACCUAAUACUCAACUAGAUGUAACACAAAUAGCAGGAGGGUCUGGCUUAGGUAAAUAUCCAUCUUAG